AAACAGUUAAUUUGGCAAUUAACAAAUGUGGUGCUUGUUCAUCUGCUGUACGUGCACUGAAAAUGCGUCUGGUUGAGGCCGAUGUUAAUUUUCCAUCUAAGUAGCGACUAUGGUUUUCCAGUCUAGCAGUUACACAUGGUCAAGGAUAAAAACAAGAAACAGAAAAAAAAGCGAAAAAACCAAGGAAUAAAGACUGGACGUUCAAUUGAAAAAAUGAAAAAGGUGGAGACUUCUGAGACCAAUCCACCAGAAGCUACGGUUCCUGAUCCGUCAGCAUCACAGGGUAAAAAUGAUGGAGAUGAGAUAUUGAAGGGUCUUUCUGGUUUUAUAUUCAUGUGUAAUUCAUCCACAAAGUUGGAAUGUUACCGGUAUCGUGUCUUUGGACUUCCUUACGGACAGAAGGAAGUUGUGGCGAAGAUAAAGCCUGGUGCAAAGCUAUUUUUGUAUGACUUCGAGUUGAAGCUCCUAUAUGGUGUGUAUGAGGCAACCUCUGCUGGACAGCUGAAUUUGGAACCUGCUGCUUUUAGAGGGCGAUUUCCGGCUCAGGUGAACUUCAAAAUUUUUAAGGAAUGCUUUCCCUUGCCAGAGACUAUUCUCAGAUUUGCUAUAAGGGAGAAUUAUAAAGGCUCGAAAUUCAAGCAAGAGUUGAGUGAAGAGCUACAGGUGAAAACACUGAUAUCAAAGUUUCAUCCUCUUAAUGAACCAUUACCACCUCAUUCUCUGGAAUAUGCGUCACUUUCGCUUGCGCACCCAUUAGCAGGAGAAUCUCAGUUCACACAUUCAUCGACGCUGUCAUCUAUGGAGCCUCAGCCUUCGUAUCCAUCAGGGAUGCAUCGUAUCCUGAUUCCAGCAUUUCCAGAGCAUCAACCUGUUUCAAAUGUUAUGUUGCAGCAUGGGUAUCAUCAUCGACCAGUAUCUUAUGGUGGUCAUGGGAAUUUUUCUUUGGAUGGUCAAAGUUUACCUUCAACAAGUGUUCCCUAUGGGAUGCAAGAUCCGAGGUCACGAGUUUUAGGAGAGCGAGCUCCUCCCAUGGAUGCCCCAAGUUUACGGUACCCGAUGAAUCCAUCUCAUUAUGGUACAUCUGUUAUGCCGCCCCCACCCCCGCACCCACACCUCCUUUCGCCCCGGCUACAUCCCCACACACCAUACCCCCCUUUUCAUCAGCUACACCCUCCCCGGCAGCCAGAAAAUGUGCCACCGUACAUUCCCCAGCUGAUACAACAACCACUAUAUGGAACCAAUGCGGCCGCGUACAAUUCCUAUCCGGAAAAUUAUGCCCAAUAUGAUUCCUCUGGUUUGCAGCCGCCAUCACGAAUAUCCUAUCAGUUUCCUCCUCAGGAACCGGCGCCAUAUGGACUCGUCCCGGCGUUCAAUCCCCAAUACACUUUGUCAAGUGUGCAACCACAAGCGCCGCAGACUGGAAUACCCCAAGGGAGUGGUCAUAUCUUAACUUCUUAUUCCAAUACUGCUGCGAAUCAAGUAUGCCGUUGAUUUCAGUUAUGUUAUGUUUAACGGUCUUGCAGCUCGAUUCAUUGAUGCAUCGAUAGCUCGCAAUAUCUGAAUUUCUUCGGCUAGAGCGACCGGGAAAUUUGAUCCUGUUUAUACUCGGUCUUCGAAUGCAGGUGCUAUUGGCUGUCCAUAUUUCUUUUUGUUAUAUUUUUAUUCUUAGUUUCAUAUCUGCUUUUUUGCAAUCGUAAAAUUGGUUAUUAUGUGUAAAUAGGUACAAAGAAAUAUAAAAAGAAUUUAUUUAAACUUGAUUUGAAAUGGGAGGUUGAAUUUGAAUUUUUGUUUAAACAGAUGUGGUGUGUUUUGCGAGAGGAAAUAAUAUAAUUUUAUUGAAAAAUAAGCUGGAUGAAUAGCGUUAAUUUGAAUUUGAAAUGAAAACAAAACAAGCACACCUAUUUUUCCCCAUUUCAUCCAAAAUAUCAUGACACAGUUUGGAUUAAUCCAUAGUUGUCAAUAGUGCGCUGAUAG
This is a messenger RNA of Andrographis paniculata, 1974 nucleotides long. RefSeq lists its product as uncharacterized. NCBI's taxonomy places the organism in Eukaryota, Viridiplantae, Streptophyta, Magnoliopsida, Lamiales, Acanthaceae. Bases 136 to 1491 code for a protein of 451 amino acids. The transcript is spliced from 7 exons. The record is from RefSeq and is a predicted model, not a curated record.